CACUCCUUUUAAAAGUCAGCUAAGGAUGCAAAUAAGGACUUAUAAAGCGCCUUUAAAAUCCCCCGAACGGCACGUCAUAGAUACAACGUCAAACAAAUCAUUUGAGAACAACAAGAAAUGGUGAACUCAACUUCGGAGCUCGUCUUCAUCCCUGCACCAUGGGUUGGUCACAUUAUGUCCACCAUCGAGAUCGCAAAACUGCUCGUGAAUCGCGACAACCACCUCUCCAUUACUGUCCUACUCAUUAACCCACCGCCAACCUUCGGCUGGAGCUUCGCCGUCACCACCUACAUCCAAUCAUUAGCAAAGACCAAAAUAGAUCGCAUAACCUUCAUCAACCUCCCUCAAGACAAAAACUCAUCAGUCUCAAAAGUUCCCAUGGCUACCUUGACUGAUUGUAUCAACAACCACUGCAAAUACGUAAGAAAAAUUGUCGCCCACAAGAUGAGUCAACCAGUUCCGGGGUUGGGCAAGGUAGUCGCGUUCGUCGUCGACAUGUUCUGCACUGGGAUGAUAGAUGUGGCAAACGAGUUUAAUAUUCCGACAUAUGUGUUCUUCACUUCUAAUGCUGCUUUUCUUGGAUUUAAGUUGUACAUCCAGACACUCUCUGAUGACAAGAAUCAGGACGUUGUCGAGUUAAGCAACUCAGAUUCCAAGAUUCCCGUUCCGUGUUUUAUCAAACCAGUGCCCACAAAGGUUUUUCCGGCCACAUGCCACACUCAAGAAGGGCUGGAGUUUGUUUUGCGGUCUGCCCGGAAACUGAGAGAUGCGAAAGCCAUCAUUGUCAAUACAUUCUUGGAAUUGGAAACACACGCUAUCGAUUCAUUAUCGAAAGAGAAAACGGUUCCGAUGGUGUAUCCGGUGGGUCCUAUACUCAACCUAGAAGCCGGUGCCGGAAAAGCGUCAAGUAAUGAUGAUAUAAUCACCUGGUUGGACACCCAACCGCCUUCCUCCGUGGUGUUCCUCUGUUUUGGGAGCAUGGGAAGUUUUGACGAGGUUCAGUUAAAGGAGAUAGCAAACGGCUUAGAGCGAAGUGGCCACCGUUUCCUGUGGUCGCUACGUCGACCUCCUUCGGAUCAAACAACAACAGCCCCGAGUGAUUACGAAGACCCCGGAACGGUAUUGCCGGAAGGAUUCUUAGAGCGGACUGCCGGAAUCGGAAAAGUAACAGGGUGGGUCCCUCAGGUGGCUGUGUUGGGUCAUGAUGCAGUUGGAGGAUUUGUGUCUCACUGCGGGUGGAACUCGUUGUUAGAGAGCUUAUGGUUUGGUGUACCAUCGGCGGCAUGGCCAAUCUACGCGGAGCAGCAACUUAAUGCGUUUGAAAUGGUGGUGGAGCUUGGGUUGGCGGUGGAGAUUAAGAUGGAUUAUAAGAAGGAUUUUGUUAAUCAGAAGGCUAAUAAAGUGGUAGUCACGACGGAGGAGAUUGAAAGUGGCAUAAGACGAUUGAUGGAGGAUUACAAGUUGAGGAAAAAGAUGAAAGAAAUAAGGGAGAAGAGCAUAGCGACGGUGGCGGAGGGAGGUUCAUCGUAUGCUUCUGUAGGGCGUCUAAUUAAGGACCUUAAACUAAACCUGUUAUGAUUUCUCUUUCAACUGUUGUGUACUUAGUUAAUCACAUAUGCAAUGACUAGGGUUCAUUAUGUAACUGAUAUAUUAAAUAAACAAAUUAAUUAAUUAAUAAGAAAAGAAAUAUAAAGUACCUUUAAAACUAGUACCAUUUAAAACUAAAGCCAGUAAAAAGCGAUGUACCUCAAAUGUUAUGAAUUGUUUAGUUGUAACUUGUGUGCUUGUAUUGUACCGAAGUUUGUGGAAAGGGAGAUAUGAGUUUCCAAGUGUUUAGAGUGGAAGACUUAGAAGUGAAUGGAGAAAAUAGUUGGCGCAUGUAUACCAUGUG
Messenger RNA from Lactuca sativa (garden lettuce), 1891 nucleotides. RefSeq names its product anthocyanidin 3-O-glucosyltransferase 2. Gene Ontology annotation, molecular function: UDP-glucosyltransferase activity. Lineage: Eukaryota; Viridiplantae; Streptophyta; Magnoliopsida; Asterales; Asteraceae. The record is from RefSeq and is a predicted model, not a curated record.